Messenger RNA from Chanos chanos (milkfish), 889 nucleotides. It is a transcript of the gene tmem109, whose product is annotated as transmembrane protein 109. The record is from RefSeq and is a predicted model, not a curated record. The coding region runs from base 31 to 696 and encodes 221 amino acids. Lineage: Eukaryota; Metazoa; Chordata; Actinopteri; Gonorynchiformes; Chanidae. Gene Ontology annotation, biological process: intrinsic apoptotic signaling pathway in response to DNA damage by p53 class mediator; cellular response to gamma radiation. The transcript is spliced from 3 exons.
GUGACGAUUUAAAGUUACCUAUCACUAAAGAUGGUGCGUAUUUCGGUUGUUUUGCACGUCUUUUUCGCCCUAGUGUCGCCUAACUUGGGUCUGUCUCCGGAGUCUGGCGAUCAGAAGUUCUCAAGUGUUCUUAAUGACUUUCGGUCAACGAUAGUAGCUCUGGCAGAGGAAGCCCACAGCUGUCUAGUGUCGGCUUUCGGUAAGCAGACAGUUGAGACGACAGUUAAGAGUGCUGGGAACGCGGUCAAAUCUCUUUCAGAAUGGACAGCCGCUGCUCUUAACGUCCUCGUGGUACACCUCACAAACUGGCUUGAGGCCGCGGGCGUUCACGUCAAGCUGCCGUUUGACCGUGUCACCCCCGAAGGCGUGCUAUUCGUCACUAAGUGGACCCUGCUGGCCGUGAUUUGCUACUGGCUUCUGUCCCUAGCGUUCCGAUUGGUCGCCGGGGUUCUAAGGCAGGCCCUGUGGCUGGUGAAGGUCGUCUUUGCAUUGGGCGCCUUUGUGAUGAUCUUGAGUGACAGCGGGGCCGGUGCCGAGACCACUGCGCUGAGGCUUCUGGGCUUGGUCCUGGUUUGCAUUCUGCUGCGCGUCGGCCCGUCCGGCGGCAAGGGCGACGAAGCAGCCUGUCUGGAGGGGAAAGUCCGGCUUCUGGAGGGACGGAUCAGAGAGAUGGAGCGAAAGAGGAAAGUGGAGUAGUACCAGGGACUGAGAAAAGAUAGAGGAGGUCAAACCGGAUCUGAUUCCCAGUUCCUUUGAGAAGGUUUGAAAAGAUAGAAGACUGGGAACGGGAAAAAAAAGGAUUCAUUUCAACAUCAUGUUCUCUGAUUGGCUGGAUCACGAGUCAAUCAUAUGACUGAUUUCAGAUCUACUAGUGGCAUCUCCUCAUGGA